CGACCGAAAACAAGACCCAGAGUGACGAGAAAGCAAUCGUCGACCAGCCUCUUGCUCUCUCCUCGCGAUUCCUACACCACCCUCUCGCACCUCCGAUCCUGCCCCAAGACAUGUUCUAAUUCACCUCCGCACGCUCGUGCUUGAUUCCCCAUCUCAAGACCUCACGGCCGAGCUUCGUCUCGCUCAACUUGGUUCGCUAUGUCUCAGGCUGGUGGUGAAGAUCUCAAGGCGAAGCUUGAGAAGAUAAAGAAGCAGCUCAGUGCUAGCUCUGGAAGCGUGCUUCUGCAGGGGCCGUUGCUUAAGCGGUCGGAGACAUUGACGUGGCUGUGUACUUCCUGCUGCUGUUAUUCGAGCACAUUUAGCAGAUUGAAGAGUAAUUGCAUAGUCGUGACACUCGAAUGUGCUGACUAAGGAUCUGUGUGAGCAGCUGCGUAAAUGGAAUCAGCGAUGGUUUACGUUAGAUCCUUCAACUGGGAGGAUGGAGUACAGGUUUCAAAGAAGUGAUCCAUCACCAAGAGGGCUAAUUCAUUUUGAUGCAGACAGCACAAUUACCGUCUCACCUUUGAAUAUCCAAGGAGACAGGAAAUACGACGGAUGUUGCUUCUACAUUGGCACCUCCCAGAAGAAAGAAUCAUUCCUUUGUGCAGAGACACCUGCUGCGGCGAGAGCUUGGGUUGCAACCUUGAGGGCUGCAGCGCUUGUGUUAAAGGCACACAAGGAGGCAGUCAAUUCAUUGAGUGGAAAUGGCCAUGCAAAACUUGGAACAGUGGCUGCUUCAGUCGCUGCUGCGAAUGCCACAGCUCAAGAGGCAAUGAAGGAUGUGCAAGCGUCCUUCAGGCCAUCUGUUGCAAUCCCACAAAGCUCGGCACUUGCUGCUAAUAACAGCGUCGACAACUCAAUCAUUCUAAAGGAAACAUUGCGAGUAAAAGAUGAAGAACUCAAUCAACUUCAGAGGGACCUCAGGGCACGAGACCUGACCAUCAAGGAGUUGGCUGAACGACUUUCUGAAACGGCUGAUGCUGCCGAAUCAGCGGCUAAGGCCGUUCACUAUGUUGACAAGGAACGUCAAGUUGCCGUGACAGAAAUAGAACACUUGAAGAAGGAGCUACAACGCGCUUCUGAUGAGAUCAAGGCAGCGGAAGAGAAGGUUGUAGCUGCCAACAUGAUGAGAGAUCUUGCAUUGCAAGAGGCUCACAGGUGGCGAGUUGAGUUAGGAAAGGCCAGAGAGCAAUGUGUCAUCAUGGAGGGUGCUGUUCAACGUGGUCAUGAACAUGCAAGACAACUGAAAAUUGCUCACGAGCAACAGCUUGCGAGCCUCUAUCAAGCACAGGAACCUAGUGUCGUGUGCAGUGCUGCAGGCACCCAAGUGAACUUGAAAGCUCAGGAUGAGAGGCCAGCAACGGCAGAAACUAUGACGGACUCCGGCGAUGUUGCCGUGGUUGAGCCUCUUGCAGUGCCCAUUCCAGCAGUAGCCUCUGCAGCCGAGAAUACAGCGAGCAUAAGGAACGUACAGGAGGUCACACAGACACCUCCACAGUUACCAUCCUCUGCACCCCAGGUUGCUGAGAACAUUGUUCAUCCAACACUGCCUCCAGAAAAUGUCAUGAAUCAAAGCCCUCCCGUCAUGACAGUGGAUUUACCUCCGCAGGCACCUGAGGUUGGGAACAACAUCGAACACAGUAGUCCUUUGGCGGGUGCACCGCCUCCAAUCGAGCACACCCUGCCCCAUGGUGCAUUCCAAGGCGAGGAGGGACAACCACUGGUCGAAGAAACGUCCGUUGAGUUUGCAACUCCUGCACCCUCUGACCAGAACCAACUAUCGAAUCAAGGAACCCCGUCGACAGCAUAAAUUCCAAUGGACGAAACAGGAGCACAUGUAACUGACCCACAAAUCAUUAAAAAAUGAUUGAUAACAAUACACGUGUGUGUACCCUGUCGCUCAGUUCUUACCACUAGGUAGAAUAGGGUUUGCUGCAGUAUUAAUAGUGUGUGAGCUUUAAUAAGUGAUUAAGUUCAGCACCUCCGUGGUUGGGCAUAGAAAAUAUCAAAGACUUGCCUCUAAACUGGUAUUGACAAGUUCUUACCCUCAGCAUUUUCAAAUAACAAGUACGUUGUCUACUGUAAAAA
This is a messenger RNA of Physcomitrium patens, 2127 nucleotides long. Lineage: Eukaryota; Viridiplantae; Streptophyta; Bryopsida; Funariales; Funariaceae. The record is from RefSeq and is a predicted model, not a curated record.